Adineta steineri is the source of this 1149-nucleotide messenger RNA. The record is from the annotation of a GenBank genome assembly. NCBI's taxonomy places the organism in Eukaryota, Metazoa, Rotifera, Eurotatoria, Adinetida, Adinetidae.
AUGAGAACUGAUUCAUUAACAUAUUAUAAUGAUUCAGUUUUUGUUAAAGUUAGAUCUCCAUCAGGCGUUGAAGAACAUAUGCCACGAAUAAUCGAUAUAACUUCCGGAAAUCUUCAAGAUAAACCUAAACGUAAAUUUAAAUAUAAAAAGUGGAUCUUGUGGGCUCUUCUCGCGUUAUUUUUACUUGGUUUACUUCUUGCAUCAAUUCUUCUCCCUAUUUUGCUUAGUAAGAAGAAAGGAACAACAAAUUCUACAACACCAUAUUCAAUAACAACAUCAGUAAUAACAACACCAGUAAUAACAACGAGAGUAACAACAACAAUUACAACAACAGUAACAACGACAAUAAUAACAACAACAGUGACAACAAUGAUAACAACAUUAAUUACUUGUAUUUAUCCAAAUGUAAUUACUCCACUGAAUACAUGUGUUAAUGUACAGAUCGAUUCAGAUAAUUGUGGAGAAGUUGGAAAUAUUUGUCCAAGUAAUACAAGUUGUUCAGCUGGUGUAUGCACUAAUGUACCUGGUAUUCAAUUAAAGAAUCCUAUACCUAUUUGGUCAGCAUCAACAAAUGGAACAGCUGAUGAUCAAAUGUAUGAUGUAGCUCUUCCAUGGAGUGUAACUCUUUAUGGUACAACAACAGAUCAUGUUGUUGUUACUACAGAUGGUGUAAGUUCUUAUACAAAUACUUUAAUCUAUGUUAAAUAUAAUACAGAAGUUCUUUGUCUUGGUACUUGUUCAACAACAUAUGCUGAAACUACUUUACCUUCAGAUGCAUUUUCUAGUGCAACUGCUUUUCCAUUUUGGGAUGAUUUAUUCAUUUAUGCAAGUACAUCUCAAGGAAUUUAUUAUCAAUCAGAAGGAACUGCUCCAAAUCGGCAACUUAUAUUUGAAUAUUAUAUGAGUCAUUAUCUUCAAGCAACACAAUACUAUCAUUUUCAAGUUACGUUCUUUGAAAAUGCUCCAGGUGUUGUUCAGUUUAAAUAUCUGGAUGCAACAGAUGGGGGUAUGACUUGUACUGUGGGUGUACAGGGUACGGCUACUGGUCCAUUCAUUUUGUAUUCGUACGAUCAAGCAAAUGCUGUACAACAAAAUCUAGUUAUUACUUUGGAUACAAAUCUUGGAACCUAUACGACAUCUAAUGGAUGA